AUGCCAAUGUUUGAUGAGUACGGCGUGAAGGGUCUCAAGCAUGAUGCUGAAAGGCAUAGCAACUUUGAUCAAGCCUUAGUUGCCUACACCCUGCGGACGUUUCUGAUAGCUCCGUGCGUCCUGCGUCUUCGCUGCAUCCACUACAUCAUCCCUGACACCGCCUAUGCGUGCAGACGCUCCUACGAUUUGCUAUGCAGCCAAGCAUCGUAA
Messenger RNA from Dibothriocephalus latus, 210 nucleotides. The record is from the annotation of a GenBank genome assembly. NCBI's taxonomy places the organism in Eukaryota, Metazoa, Platyhelminthes, Cestoda, Diphyllobothriidea, Diphyllobothriidae.